GUUAGGCGGCCUGGACCUGUAGCCGGAAUGGAGACCGAAGUGUCAGAUGCGAGUGACAGCCAGCUUCUGGACCAGGACCUGUAUGAUACUGACAGCUACGACGUCCCAGACCCGGGGCUGCUCAAGGAAAGGAAUGACUUGUUUCCGGAGCCAGUCCCACCGCUUUUUACCAGCAGCUCGCGGCAGCAGAACAUGACCCCGCGUGCCCGCGCCCACCAGCUGUGGCUGCUCCUCCGUGCAGGCCUCCGAGACUUCGUGGAAAAGGAAAAGAGAGCCGAGCUGUGCGUGGCACGCUUGACCCAUGGGCUAGAGCUGCUGCGCCACCUGAAAGUGGCAGCCGGGCUGUGCUGGGUGGCACAGGAUCCAGUGGGCAGACGCUUCGUGGUGCUGGAUGGUGCCGGCUAUCUCCACCUGCACAGAGAGGAUGGCUGGGCUUAUGAGAAGCUACAGGCCCCAGCCGUGCUCACUGGGCUGGUGGCUGUGCCUGGCCCCCUGGGUGCUGUGAGCCGCUUCGUGGGCUGGGGCCCGGAGGGGCUGGCCAUACUAAGGCCUGACUUCAGCCUACUGUGGCUGAGCAAGCCAGUGGUGGGCGGGAUGCCGGACCACCAGCCCAUCUGCUGCCUGCCAGUGCCCAGCCUGGGGCUGUUGCUAGUGGCAUUGGCAGGUGGCAGCCUGGCGCUCUGGAAAUUCCGUUCAGGGGGUCGCCGCCUGGUGCUGUGGGGCUCACCUCUGCGGCUGCCACCAAGCUCUGCAGGUACACUCACCCAUUUGGUUCUGGGGCCCCUGUCUUCCCACCAAGUCCCAUGCUGUUUUGCGGCCUAUGGCUCUGCCGUGCUCAUCUUUGAUCUGCACACCUGGGCCCUCGUAGACGUCCGCCGGGACCUGCACAAAAUCACUAUCUUGGACUUGGCCUACUGCCUCGAGGUAGACGCCGUGGUGACAGCCUCUCGGGACAGCACGGUGAAGGUGUGGGAGACCGACUGGCGGCUCCGGAUGGUGUUCAUGGGCCACACAGGCCCCGUGACGGCCGUGGCUGUGCUCCCCAACUCGUCCCUGGUGCUGUCCGCCUCGCAGGACGGGACGCUGCGCACAUGGGACCUGCAGGCAGCGGCCCAGGUGGGCGAGGUGGCGCUGAGCGGCUGGGCCCGAGACGUGGCGGCGGCGCGCGUGGACCGCCUGCUGGCGCCCGCGUGCCCAGGCUGCCCGGUGCUGUCGUUGAGCGCGCGCGGCGUGGCCUUGUGGCGCCCCCGCGAGCUGUACGCCCCGCUGGCGCGGCUGUCGGCGCCCGUGCUGCUCCUGCAGGUGGCGCCCGAGCUGCCCGCCGCCCCGCGCGCCCUGCUGCCCACGCGCCUCGUGUGCGCCUGCUCUGACGGCUCGGUCCACCUGCUGGCGGCGGCCACGGGGCGCUCGGUGAGCGCGCUGCUGCUGGGGGCUUCCAAGCCCGCAGCCGCGCUGCUCUACUGCCUGCCCCGUGAGGCGCUGUGGCUGCUGACGCGCGCCGGCCACCUGCUGUGCGCCACUGCCGCGCGCCGCCCCAUGCGCGUGCUGCUCCGGCUGCGCCCCCCGCCUGCCCCCGCGCCGCGGCCCUGCUGCCUGCACCUGUACAGCCACCUCGCCGACCCGCGCAGCGCCCUCGCCGCCUGGGAGGCCGUGCGCCGCCGCGGCGGGGAGCUGCCCCCCGGCCACCUGGCCGGCGCCUGGGACGACAAGAACCGGUACCUGCCCGUGGUGGGCCACACGGACGGCACUCUGUCCGUCCUUGAGUGGCGCCACGCGAAGACCGUCUUCCAAACGGCGGCACACAGCCCGGGCCCGGUCACCGCCAUUGCGUCCACCUGGAACAGCAUCGUGUCCUCGGGCGGCGACCUGACCGUGAAGAUGUGGCGCGUCUACCCGUACGCUGAGGAGAGCCUGAGCCUGCUGCGGACCUUUUCCUGCUGGCACCCGGUGGUGGUGCUCUGUGCGCUGGGGAAGCGGGUCACUGUGGGCUUUGAGGACCCUGACACUGCCACCUACGGCUUGGUGCAGUUCGGCCUGAGCAACAGCCCCCGCUGUGAUCACCGGCCCCAGGACGACCCCACGGACCACAUAACUGGCCUGUGCUGCUGCCCCACGCUCAAGCUGUAUGCCUCUUCCAGCCUGGACUGCACCGUCCGCAUCUGGACGGCGGAGAACCGCCUGCUGCGGCUCCUGCAGCUGGACAGCCCCCCUCAGGCCCUGGCCUUCUGCAGCAACAGUGGGGACCUGGUGUUGGCUCUGGGUUCCCGACUCUGCCUGGUGUCUCAUAGGCUCUACUUGCCCACAUCCUACCUGGUCAAGAAGCUGUGCCAGAAUGUCCCUGAGGUGGUGGAUGACCCUCCGCUGCCCCUGACCAGCCAAGAGUCGCUAACCUCAGCCCAGCUGCAGAGGCUCGCCAAGCUGCAUGGGGCGGCCAGUCUUAGCACAGACUUGUCUUUCAUCCAUCACCAGACGGGAACACCUCAGCAACCAGUGUUGGAGGAGGAUUUGGAAGCCCUAGUUACUCGGGAUCAAGACCUUCAGCAGCUGAGACUGGGGCUGGUGGUCCCGGCAGCCCAUCCCCCACCUUCCUGGCAACAGCAGCAGGAGGCCUUUGACAACUACCUGCGCCUGGUCUAUGGCCCGGGCUUGCUGGGCGUGCCUUCUGGAAGGGAGUCCCAGCAGGAGAGCACUGUGACCCUCAUAGUGGAGAGAGAGACCUGGGACGUGUGCACCUUGCCCAGAGCUGCCAGCAGUGUUCGUCAGGCAGGGGUCUGUGCCGAAGCCCCAACAGUGCCAGCAGCCCACUCCCUACAGGACCCGGGAGCCGUGGGCCAGCACCUUGCCCACCCUCCCCGAGUCCCUAUGCCCACCCCACACACACACCGAGGAGUGCACAGCAGGGCAUCCCAGCUGCUGGUCCACUCCUCCCUGAGCAGUAGCCUGGGCCUCAGUCUGGACCUGCAGCUGCAGCUGGAGCGGCUCCCCGGAGAGAAGCGUGUGGGCCCGGGCCCACCGACCCCCAACCUUCAGCACAGGGUUCCCCUCUUUUCAAAGAGGCGGCCCAGGGAGCUUCUUUCCAACCUCCGAGGCUUCUUUCCUGCCGCCAUUGAACAUUACGAGAACCUGCAGACGCCCAUCCGCUUCCCCGGCAGCGUGCCCAACUCCGUGGUCCUGCAGCACAUGUGGCUUCCCGGGGAGGUCAGCGGCCUCGGGGCCCUCGCCCAGAUCUCCAGCCGAGGCAGACACAAGGUGAGGAGGAGCCUGGAUGACGUGUGGCUGCCGCGGCGCAUCAGGCGGCGCCAAGCCAGGUAUCACCAGAAGCUGAUCCAGUGGUUGGGGGAAGAGGAGGAGGAGGAGGAGGAGGAGGAGGAGGAGGAGGAGGAGGAGGAGGAGGAGGAGCGGAAUCUGGACUGGGCCUCAGAUUACCUGAGCGCAGAGGAGCAGCUCUUGGAGUUGGAGGAGCUGGAGGCGCAGAACCUGGUCCUGCAGCUCAGGCAGCGCGCGGGCGCCAGGACCGACGCCAGCUCUCGCCGCCUCUCGUACCCCUAUGGGCGCUCGCUCUGGAAACAGCGCUACGGGCAUCUGCCCAGGUUCCUGCAUUUCUUCAUCGUCCAGAACUGGUUCAAAAAGCUGUUCCCCAUCUUCACCCUGGAGGCCUACCCUGAGGUGGGCACGGUGGAGGGCCUGGCCUCGCUGUUCACCGACCUGCUGUGCGAGGCGUCCUGGGCCGACUGCGUGCACAUCCUGCGAGCGCUGCUGAGGCUGCUGCCCAACGUGAGCAGGGACCUUCGGGACCGGCUGCAGGACGUCCUCGUGCGCCUGCUCAACCUGGACCGGCCCCCCAGCCUGGAGGACCCCACGCAGAAGCAGUUCGUGAUGCUGGCGCUGCAGCUGCUCCUGGCCUGCUCCCUGGAGUCCCGCGAAGUGGUGCUGGAGCUCAUGUCCUACUUCCUGUACUCGCCGGUCUCCUGCCGGCCCGAGCUCAAGAAGCUGCUGGACGGGCUGGGCCUGCAGGACCCACAGGGCUUCCUGUUCAAGGAGAUGAUGACCUGGGUCCAGGGCCCCGACGCUGACUCCAAGGCUGCCCUGCGCAAACGCUGCUGCCAGAAGCUGGAGGAAAUGAUCCACUGGCUGCAGAUGGAGUCCUUGCAGCCUUCUGUAGCCAAGUUGUCAGAGAUGCUGCCCAGGGUCUGUGAGCCCUCAGCACCCGCACCUUCUCCCAAGGAGGUGCUGUCACAGGUCUCUGUGCUCUCCUGGUCACCUCACGAGUCAGUGAUGCCCUCGGUCCCUUCCUGGGCCCCCUCACUAGUGGUCUCACCUGGGAAGCUGGACUUGGCCACCCUGGAGUCCCCAGCCAAGAAGGUGCUUUCACCGAUGCACUUCACACCGACCAGGCGCAUGCUGUCCGAGACCCUGCUGCACUUCUCCCUCUCUGAGGGCCGCUUGAGCUCCUCAGUGCCCACCACGCUUCGGGAAGAGCCACUGCCGCUGGAGCAGACGGACUGGUCACGGUCACAGAUGCUGGACCUGGGCCCCAUCGAUGCGCUGAACUUCUUCUGUGAGCAGCAGCGGGUCCGGCAGCAGCGCUUCCUGCAGGAGGAGCGGCAGGGCCUGCACCCCAGCCCAAGCCCGUUGGUUCCCAACACAGUACUGCCUCAGCCCCUGGACUGCUGGCACUACCCCAUCCUCCGGCUUCAGGAAGCCAAGCUCCAGGGGGCUCCAAUGAGACUGAGGGGGAGACAGUGUGAAUGAGCAGCGGGGAGGAGUAGAGGGAGACCAUUCAAGCAGAUGCCCCACUGAGCAGGACCGCAGCACCAGGCUCCAUCUGACGACCCUGAGAUCACCAUCUGAGCCGAAACCAAGAGUCGGAUGCUUGACCAACGGAACCCUCCCAGGGCCCCCUGGGUCUGCCUUGGUGAAGGGCUGUUCUAGCUUUUACAUUCUCCUUUGGGGUCGUGGAGCAGCAAUUUCUUACCUUUGAAUGUUUUCAGCCUCUGACUUCAGAAGUUUUUUCUCAGUGUCUUUCUUUCUUUCUUUCUUUCUUUCUUUCUUUCUUUCUUUCUUUCUUUCUUUCUUUCUUUCUUUCUUUUUCUUAUUUAUUUAUUUUUUUUCUCAGUGUCUUUCUAGAUAAAAUUUAUCUCUCACACCUUCCCCACAACCCCAGAACUGUGCCUGGGCUCUAGUCAUGGCGACUAGGGCAAGAAUUGCCCAGUCUGGAGAACUAAAGACAUGACAUUUGUAUAAAAGGGCCAUGCCGCCUAAAGCAAGGACUGUGGGGUGCAUCGUAGUCUGCUUCUUCUGGUAUUUCAUUCAAAUUAUAAAAAGCAAUCAAUUCUUGUAAAACUACCAACAUGAGAGUGACGCCCAGCUGGCUCAGCCAGUGGAAUGUGCAAAUCUUCUCAGGGUUGUGAGUUCAAGCCCCAUGUUGGGCAUAUAGCUUACU
This is a messenger RNA of Canis lupus familiaris (dog), 5443 nucleotides long. It is a transcript of the gene WDR97, whose product is annotated as WD repeat domain 97. The coding region runs from base 28 to 4752 and encodes 1574 amino acids. Lineage: Eukaryota; Metazoa; Chordata; Mammalia; Carnivora; Canidae. The record is from RefSeq and is a predicted model, not a curated record. Gene Ontology annotation, molecular function: protein binding. The transcript is spliced from 24 exons.